Messenger RNA from Exophiala mesophila, 1028 nucleotides. RefSeq lists its product as uncharacterized. Lineage: Eukaryota; Fungi; Ascomycota; Eurotiomycetes; Chaetothyriales; Herpotrichiellaceae. The transcript is spliced from 2 exons. Gene Ontology annotation, molecular function: riboflavin kinase activity. The record is from RefSeq and is a predicted model, not a curated record. Bases 259 to 933 code for a protein of 224 amino acids. Gene Ontology annotation, cellular component: mitochondrion. Gene Ontology annotation, biological process: FMN biosynthetic process; riboflavin biosynthetic process.
UUUAUAUCCAUUUCCACCUCCACCUCCACCUCCAUCAUCUAAAACACUAACACCAACAACAACAUCACCUUGAAAUACACCAAGGAUUCCAUUACCCCGCCAUCGCCACCAGAGAGAUAGAUAGAUAGGGUGAUAGGUCAAAGAUCACAACACAGAUCAAUCACCCACAUUUAUUCCAAACCCAGUCACCAAUCUUCUACUCUCCAUCCCACUCAAUCCCACUCAAUCCCAAAGAACAAGAAGGAGAAAAAAGACGCCAUGCCAGAAAAACGACCCGACACACCUCGCGAACUCUUCGCAGGACCUGAAUCAGGACCUGAAACACCAUUCCCGAUUAAAUUACAAGGACCUAUUAUCAAAGGAUUUGGGAGGGGGAGUCGAGAGCUCGGUAUCCCAACCGCCAAUAUCCCACCUGAAGGAUUAUCAACCUAUCCCAAUCUUGAAUCCGGUGUGUAUUACGGAUUUGUUGGAUUAUCACUACCUUCAUCAGUAGAAGGAACGCCCUCCUCCUCAACCCCAUCUACACCAACUCCCUCUUCUUCUACAACAACAACGACUUCCGUCCCGCUCAGCACUCCGCAACAACCCAGUAAAAUCUACCCAUGCGUCUUAUCCAUCGGCUACAAUCCCUUCUACCACAACAAAACCCGAAGUGUGGAAAUCCAUAUUCUACAAUCAUUCAAACAUGAUUUCUACGGGGCCGGGUUGAAUUUGUUGAUGUUGGGGUUUAUUCGUCCGGAAUAUGAUUAUGAUUCCUUGGAGGCUUUGGUGGAUGAUAUUCAUUUCGAUUGUGAGGUUGCGAGGAGGAGUUUGUUGCGCGAAUCGUAUUUGGCGGCCAAGAAGGAAUAUCAUUCUUGGUUGGAGGAUUUUGAGUGGGUGAACAAGGUUGAUGCCGUCGAGGUGGAGAGGGCGGUUUUGAAUAAAGCUUCUUGACCGAGGAGGAUGGAAUCAUCCUUGAUAGACUGAUUUGAUAGAUGGGCGAAUGAUUAACAACUACAUUGAGUUCAAUGGAACAACAACAUCUCAAC